Lutra lutra (Eurasian river otter) is the source of this 1231-nucleotide messenger RNA. It is a transcript of the gene DHFR, whose product is annotated as dihydrofolate reductase. Gene Ontology annotation, biological process: glycine biosynthetic process; dihydrofolate metabolic process; tetrahydrofolate biosynthetic process. Gene Ontology annotation, cellular component: mitochondrion. The record is from RefSeq and is a predicted model, not a curated record. The transcript is spliced from 5 exons. Lineage: Eukaryota; Metazoa; Chordata; Mammalia; Carnivora; Mustelidae. Gene Ontology annotation, molecular function: NADP binding; dihydrofolate reductase activity. Bases 153 to 560 code for a protein of 135 amino acids.
CCUACGGCGGCUGCGAGCUAGCUAGGAGGUGUUUACAGCUGCUGUCAUGGUUCGUACGCUAAACUGCAUCGCCGCUGUUUCCCAGAACAUGGGCAUCGGCAAGAACGGGGACCUGCCCUGGCCCCCGCUCAGGUAAACAGAACUUGGUGAUUAUGGGUAGAAAGACAUGGUUCUCUAUUCCUGAGAAGAAUCGACCUUUAAAGGAUAGAAUUAAUUUAGUUCUCAGCAGAGACCUCAAGGAACCUCCACAGGGAGCUCAUUUUCUUGCCAAAAGUUUGGAUGAUGCCUUAAAACUUAUUGAGCAACCAGAAUUAGCAAAUAAAGUGGACAUGGUUUGGAUAGUGGGAGGCAGUUCUGUUUAUAAGGAAGCCAUGAACAAACCAGGCCAUCUUAGACUAUUUGUGACAAGGAUUAUGCAGGAAUUUGAAAGUGACACAUUUUUUCCAGAAAUUGAUUUGGAGAAAUAUAAACUUCUGCCAGAAUACCCAGGUGUUCUUUCUGAUGUCCAGGAGGAAAAAGGCAUUAAGUACAAAUUUGAAGUAUAUGAGAAGAACGAUUAAUGUGAAGGUGUUUUCUGGUUUAUUUCAAGUUAGUUGUUCCCCCUCCCCUCCAAACAAUUAUAGAUUUUAAUAUUAGAAAAAAAAAGACUUUUGUUGACUUUAGGUCAAUGGAUAAUUACUCUAAACAAUGAAAUUUUAUUAAUCUUACUUAGGCUAUAGUUAAGACUAAUCUUAACUAGACCAUAUCAGAUACCAUUUGUGAAACGUUUCUGGCUAUAACUGUAUGUUGCCCAUCAAGGACCAGCACCUUCCUAGGGUAGCAUAUCUACCAAGAGCCUAAGUUAGACGAUCCCCUGAUAGCAUAAGUUGAAACCAGGACUUAGAAAGAUAGGACUAGACAGAUUGUCCAAAGGUCAGAAAUGGAUUAUAAAUAGAAGAGCUAGAACUCAGAUAUUAAAAGAAAAUUAGAUCAAAAUAGGAACUUUGAGUUCUCUAUGCAUAUCACACUUCUGAAAAAAGUUCCGUUCACUCAGACAGAGAAUCUAUAAGUUGAGAACUCUAGUAUAUUCCAUAGGCAUAAUAAAGAGGCAGGUAGGAUACUACCUUUCUAAAGGUUAAAAGAGAAGGUCUGAGACCUCUAAAAACUCUGCAAUCUUCAGUGAGAUUCCAUGGGAUGUUACAAUGAUAGAAGAAGAAGAAGCUGGCCUAUAUAAAAAGAGAUUUAAUAACAA